Molecule: messenger RNA, 2013 nt
Organism: Saccharomyces paradoxus
Lineage: Eukaryota; Fungi; Ascomycota; Saccharomycetes; Saccharomycetales; Saccharomycetaceae
Gene: LAP2
Product: bifunctional aminopeptidase/epoxide hydrolase
Exons: 1
Coding region: 1-2013 (670 amino acids)
Biological process (GO): proteolysis
Cellular component (GO): cytosol
Molecular function (GO): zinc ion binding; epoxide hydrolase activity; metallopeptidase activity
Source: RefSeq, a predicted model, not a curated record
AUGUUUUUACUCCCAUUUCUCACUCGUCAUCCUAGCUCUAUUCACCAGUCCUCAGUUCAGUUUCGAGGAUUACUUACUGUAAUCUCAAGAAAUAUACACAUUCCCAUCCCUCAUAAAAUGUUGCCUCUUUCAAUUGAACAGAGAAGACCCUCCCGGUCUCCCGAAUACGAUCAGUCUACUUUAUCAAAUUACAAGGACUUCUCAGUUCUUCAUACCCAUUUGAGCUUGUCUGUUUCCUUCGAUAAGUCUGCUAUUUCAGGGAACGUUACGUUCCAGUUGAAAAAACUGUACGAUGAAAAAAAAUCGAGGGACUUCCAUCUGGACACGUCCUAUUUGGAUGUCCAGGAGGUCCAGAUUGAUGGUUCUAAGGCGGAUUUUCGAAUUGAGCAAAGAAAGGAGCCCUUGGGCUCCAGGCUGGUUAUCAAUAAUACCUCUUGCAACGAUAACAUUAAUUUGAAUAUUCAGUUUCGUACAACUGACAAGUGCACCGCUUUGCAAUGGCUAAACAGCAAGCAAACCAAGGGCGGUAAACCGUACGUAUUUUCACAGUUGGAAGCUAUUCAUGCGAGAUCCUUGUUCCCCUGCUUUGAUACUCCCUCUGUGAAAUCUACUUUCACUGCAUCUAUUGAAUCUCCACUACCAGUGGUUUUUUCAGGCAUCACGAUCGAAGAUACAACUACGGAUACUAAUAUUUACAGAUUUGAACAAAAAGUCCCCAUUCCAGCUUACUUGAUCGGCAUUGCCUCUGGUGAUCUGUCGAGCGCUCCAAUUGGACCUCGUUCCACCGUUUAUGCAGAACCAUUUCGUUUGGAAGAUUGUCAAUGGGAAUUUGAAAACGAUGUAGAGAAAUUCAUUCAAGCUGCUGAGAAAAUUAUUUUCGAUUAUGAGUGGGGCACUUAUGAUAUCUUGGUUAACGUCGAUUCGUACCCUUACGGCGGUAUGGAAUCUCCGAAUAUGACAUUUGCUACGCCCACCUUGAUUGCUCAUGAUAAAUCUAAUAUUGAUGUCAUUGCCCAUGAACUUGCUCACUCAUGGUCUGGUAACUUAGUGACCAAUUGUUCCUGGAAUCAUUUUUGGCUGAAUGAAGGUUGGACUGUUUACUUAGAAAGAAGAAUUAUUGGUGCUAUUCAUGGUGAACCAACUAGGCAUUUCAGUGCUCUGAUUGGUUGGAGCGAUUUACAGAACUCUAUCGAUUCCAUGAAGGACCCUGAAAGAUUUUCUACUUUGGUGCAAAACUUGAACGAUAACACUGAUCCUGACGAUGCCUUUUCCACUGUUCCUUAUGAGAAGGGAUUUAACCUAUUAUUUCACCUAGAAACUGUUUUGGGAGGCAAGGCCGAAUUUGACCCAUUUAUUAGACACUAUUUCAAGAAGUUUGCCAAGAAAUCUUUGGAUACUUUCCAGUUUUUGGACACUUUAUAUGAGUUUUAUCCUGACAAAAGGGAAAUUUUGGAUUCUGUUGAUUGGGAAGCUUGGCUGUAUAAGCCAGGGAUGCCACCAAGGCCUCACUUCAUCACUGCUUUGGCUGAUAGUGUUUACCAAUUGGCUGACAAGUGGGUUGAAAUGGCUCAAAAUUUGAAAAAUACAGAAGAGUUCCGGUCUGAAUUCGAUGCUAUUGAUAUUAAGGAUUUUAAUUCGAACCAAUUGGUUUUGUUCCUGGAGACUUUGACACAAAAUGGCCAUUCUAGCAAAAAACCAAAAGAUUUUGACUGGGCCAAGUUCCCCGUCGCAUCUAAGGCACUAUUAGAUAUCUAUCAAGAUAAGAUUGUUAAAUCGCAAAACGCUGAAGUUGUUUUCAAGAUGUUCAAAUUCCAGAUCUUUGCCAAGCUACAAGAAACCUAUAAGCAUUUAGCUGAUUGGUUGGGGACUGUAGGUAGGAUGAAGUUUGUCCGUCCCGGUUACAGACUAUUAAACUCUGUGGACCGCCAAUUGGCUGUUGCCACUUUCGAUAAAUUUAAGGACACGUAUCACCCAAUUUGUAAAGCUCUUGUGAAACAAGAUUUAGGUCUCUGA